Messenger RNA from Aspergillus calidoustus, 978 nucleotides. The record is from the annotation of a GenBank genome assembly. Lineage: Eukaryota; Fungi; Ascomycota; Eurotiomycetes; Eurotiales; Aspergillaceae.
AUGUUUGGAAUCUUCGCAGAUCUGCUCUCCUCCAUCCUCUCGAUCCUCUUCCCCAUCUUCGCUUCCUACAAAGCUCUCCGCUCAUCAGAUCCAUACCAGCUUGCACCAUGGCUGAUGUACUGGGUGGUCCUCUCCGCUGUCUUGAUGGCUGAGUCGUGGACAGUCUUCAUUCUAGGAUGGAUUCCCUUCUACAGCUGGUUCCGGCUCUUCUUCUUCGCAUACCUCGUUCUUCCCCAGACUCAGGGUGCUCGCGUGCUAUACCAAGAUUAUGUUGAUCCCUUUUUGACGCACCAUGAGCGUGAGAUAGAGGAAUUCAUUGGCCGCGCUCAUGAGCGUGCCAGAGUCAUGGGCCUCCAGUACUUCUACCAAGCCAUUGACUGGGUCCGCGAACGUGUUCUGGGACUUCCCCCGCAGCGUCCUCCCACCCCUCCGCCAGCCAGCGCGGCGUCUUACGCCCAGUCGCUUCUGUCGCGGUUCAACCUUCCCUCGGUGGCGGGCGGCGGGCCCUCCUCUUCCGCUCCCACCAAUGACUGGUUCUCCGCCAUUAGCUCCGCGGUUGCCGCCGUCACCUCCCAGGGAAAGAGUCAAGAAGCACGUUCAGAGGAGCUCGCCCAUCAAUUCCUCCCUCGGGAGAUGGCGGACAUGUCCCCUGCGGAGAAGGAAAGGUUCUACUCAAACCAGCAGAGCAUGCUGGACGUUCUGCGAGAUGCGCUCAUGAAUGAGCGGCGUAACAUGAAAGCCGCGGCGGAAGUGGAGGAUGAAGACCUCGCCUACGGCGGCGAGCCUCUCAGGAAGAAUCGCAGUGACAACUCAUUUCACCAUGUCGAGCAUGAGGAUACACGAGAUCGGUCGCCCGGUCGGCGAAGUGGUCAUCGGAACUCUGGCUGGUUUGGUAGCGGGGAUCAAGCCGCAGCAUCUGGAGCUGAAUUCGCGGCGCGGACAGUUGAGGCAAUUGCUCGUGCGAGAGAAGGUCGUUAG